This is a messenger RNA of Sorghum bicolor (sorghum), 789 nucleotides long. RefSeq lists its product as uncharacterized. The transcript has a single exon. NCBI's taxonomy places the organism in Eukaryota, Viridiplantae, Streptophyta, Magnoliopsida, Poales, Poaceae. The record is from RefSeq and is a predicted model, not a curated record. Bases 48 to 548 code for a protein of 166 amino acids.
AACAUUUCUACCCAUGCUUUUAUAUUUUAUAAAAUUUUUAAUUCAUUAUGUAUAUUUUUUUCUCGCUACCAGUUGAACUUCGUCUCCUUUCUUCCCCCGCACCUUUAUUUUUUUUUCAUCAAUCACAAAAGAAAAUAACACAUCUCGUUCGACGUUCCAGCCAUCCAGGCUCUCUGCUGUCAUCCUUUCGCUGCCCACCGGCCACCGGGCACCGGCAUCGCGAACAGUCGGGAGCCCAUCCAGGCAUCCACAGCUUCGGCCAGGUGCGCCGCGCGUCCGUGGCGGCGAUGGGCGCGGGGGGUAGCCGGGCGCGGCAGAACGCGAUGCGCUCGGGGGUGGUGGUGCUUGGCGCCGUGGCCUUCGGCUACCUCUCCUUCCGCGUGGGAUUCAAGCCCUACCUCGACCAGGCCCAGGAGGCCAUGGACUCCGCCCCCGACCCCACCCCGACCACCACCGCGGCGAGGGACGCGACCGAUGACCCCGCCGCCGGCAGCACCGACGGAGACCUCGCGCCGUCCAAGGACCCGGCCGUCGUGCUCCGCGACUGAGGCGGCGGGCCGCGAGCGCGCGAAGGUUUGGUUUGGUUGCGCCAUUUUGGCAAACACCUUGUACGCGGGCCUUGGCUUGCUUCGACUGUUUUGGUAGUACUAAUAAUGUACUCUGGACACAGUUUCAUUCUGUUUUUUGAAAGGAACACAGUUUCAUUCUGUCACCCUGUGUGAGAUCCUCUUUCCUGCUGUUUUGAACUGAUUUCUGUUUGAUGCCCACAUAAAAGCUUGCUGUUCGAUC